Danaus chrysippus (African queen) is the source of this 408-nucleotide messenger RNA. NCBI's taxonomy places the organism in Eukaryota, Metazoa, Arthropoda, Insecta, Lepidoptera, Nymphalidae. The record is from the annotation of a GenBank genome assembly.
AUGCGUUGCCUAGCUUUCUUCGCCCUCAUCGCCGUGGUAGCAGCCAAGCCAGCACCAGGCUUACUCUCAGGACUGGACUAUGGCUCUUACGGCUUAGACCACGGAGCGUCGUUAAGCUUAGAACACGCUGCUCCUCUUCAGUUAAUUCACUCUGCCCCAGUGAUUCAGGCUGCUCCAGUCAUCCACUCUGCCCCAAUCAUCCAAGCUGCCCCAAUCGCUGUUGCUAAAGCACAAGCUACAAGCUAUUCUUCCUUCCAAAGGGUCAUUCACCCCGUGGCGCAUAAGAUAGUACAAGCUGCACCCGUGGUUCAAGCUACUAAGAUCAUCCAAGCUGCUCCCGUGAUCCAUUCAGCGCCAAUCCUAUCCCUGGACUCUCAUGGCCCCAUCUCUUACGGUCAUGGUUGGUAA